GAUGACGUCAGCACCGACGCGUUCAUUCAGCGUCGAGUCUUCAGGGCUGAGGACAGUGAGAAGAUGAGUGAUCCAGAACCCUGCAGUAUUAAACAGGAAGAGACUGAUGCACAAAUAGAAGUGAUUUUGGAGGAGAGUGAAGAUGAGGAGGAACAUCAUGCCAAAUUUCAAUCAAAGACUGCACAUUUUUCAGUGGAGGGAACAGGUUUGAUCUGCCCUCAGUGUGGAAGGAGUUUCAAGAACAGUGUCACUCUGAAGCGUCACAUGAUGAUCCACAAUGGAGAGAAACCCCACAAGUGUUUGCACUGCGAGAAGAGAUUCAUUCAUUCAGGACAACUGAAAAUACAUGAGAGAAUCCACACCGGAGAGAAACCUUACCAGUGUUCGCACUGCGAGAAGAGUUUCAGCGAUUCAGGAAACCUGAAAAAACACGAGAGGAUUCACACUGGAGAGAAACCGUAUCACUGCACCGACUGUGGGAAGAAUUUCAGCCAUUUCUCUUCUCUACAAAGACACACACAACAGAUUCACAAUGUGACGGUGAAGGAGGAGAGUGAAGAACUGAGUGAAGACGAGGAGAAACAUCAUGUCAAAAGUGAAGAUGGUGAACAAAGUAUUUCAGUGGAAGGAACUGCCAUAAAAAGCUUCAUCUGCACUCAGUGUGGAAACAGUUUUAGCCGCAAAAACACUCUCGAUCAUCACAUGAGGAUCCACACCGGAGAGAAACCGUACAAGUGCUCACACUGCGAGAAGAGAUUCAGACGUUCAGGACACCUGAAAAUACACCUGAGGACUCACACCGGAGAGAAACCGUAUCACUGCAGUGAGUGUGGGAAGAAUUUCACACAGUCUUCUUCUCUACGAACACACACAAUAAACUUUCACAGUAAAUGGAUCACCUAAAGCUCUUCCAGGUUGCCUUAUUUAGGGUAGUGAAGUUGCUAAAAUGUGUAUAAUGAUAAAAUAAAAGCAUGAAGU
Molecule: messenger RNA, 978 nt
Organism: Danio rerio (zebrafish)
Lineage: Eukaryota; Metazoa; Chordata; Actinopteri; Cypriniformes; Danionidae
Product: zgc:110821
Cellular component (GO): nucleus
Source: RefSeq, marked validated